UUUCUGCGGCGGUUAACAACAGCUCUAAAAGGUAACGGCAUGGAAAGAAUUAUCAUGAACCAGAUAAGAGCAUUAUAGUGCGCGUUGAUGCCAAGUUUGAAAUUGGCAACCGCGAAAUCGUGGCCCUGAUGGAGACGUUGUCAGAUGAUGGUUCAGAUGAUGGUUGUCAGAUGAUGGUUCAAGUCAGCGUUACUGGUCUUUGGUGCCGUUCAAGAAAGUUUGGUGAUGGUUUGAAAUGUUAGCGUUGCAUAAAAUGAUGAAAUUGAUUUGGACAGGUGUACUCUGAUUGCCAAUUUAUCGUCCAACGAAUGGUAUGCCUCAAGAUGUAGUAAUAUAUCCAUAAGAAUGUUUAUGAUGCCAGGAAUGAAGUUCAUAAAAUCAGGACAAAAUACUUUUAGGUCUAAUUCUCAUGGUAAACAUUGUAUGUCAAGCCAAAAUUGAAUCGUGUGGGAGAAAAGGCACUUGCUCGAGGAGUAUGUUAUGCGCUCGGAAAAUAUGAUGCAGGAGACUUUGCAUAAUCGGUUCAGAACUUACAAUAACGUUUAUCAAAAUUGUGCCUUACUACGUUCAUUUUUGUUGUAUUGUUUUGUGGUCGAAGAAAAUAAUUUUGUCCCUAGUUUCCAAGAAAAACACCCGAGCCUCUCGAACGGGCAGCAAUGUCCAUUAAGGGUGUUUACAGAGAAUAACUUGAUGGAAUGCAAUGAUAGGGAAUAUUUAUGAGGUAUCAGCAGUAAAUUUUUUAUGGAAAUGUUUUUCAAAUUUUUUCGGUCAGAAUUUAGAGUACCGGUAUAUAUAUAUAUAUAUAUAUAAUCAUACUGUUUACAUGCUUAGAAUAUUUUUGGGGCAAUAUCGAUUUGUUUACGUGGUUAUGACGAAAUACAAAAAAUCUAUUCAUGCUUAAAGUGACUUCCAAGGAAUGGCGAGAAUGGAAAACGACUCAGUGGUGUCUUACAGGACCUCAUUAUUUAUCAAAUCAUAUCUGGAUUUACUCCAUGAAGAGCCCUCACUUGCGCUUGCAUCGAGAGUAUUAUUUUGGAUAUUAUCCAUCACUGGAUUAUUUGCCAAUUUCAUCGUAGUUUAUGUCAUAAUCAAAUACCGGAAAAUACUUCUUCAGAUUCCGUCUAACAGUUUACUUCUCAGUUUAGCUAUUACUGACAUAAUAUGUGUUUGUAUAUUGAUUACUAUUCGAUGUGCCAAUUUAGCUAUGGAACAUGAUGAUAGUGUAACUGCCGUACUUGUGUCCUCAGAUGCGUUAUUGGCAUCCUGUGAAGUUGUUUUGAGCAAUUGGACAGUGACAGCCAUCGCAGUUUUUAAUUUUUUGGGCGUUGUAUAUCCUAUUAAAUUUCGUAUAUUUGCCACAAAGAAAAAAGUCGCCAAGAUUGUGGUAUGUAUUUGUGUGCUUGCGACAAGUGUGUCCAUUCCAUUCAUAUUUUUCUCACCGAUUAAAAACUUUGUCAUAAAUCAUGAACAUUUAAUAAUGGAAGAUAUUUAUAUUUAUUAUUUAAUCAUUUUUGGUGUAUUUUCGAAUGUAACCCCUGUUAUCGCAAUUGUUAUAUUAUAUCCCAUAAUGUUAUAUAACCUCAUUAUAAAACACGAGCAGCACAGUAGAAGUGAUUCUUUUCGAAAGAAAAUGUACAAUUCAAUUAAGCACAUUUCAUUUACAUAUGUAUUAUUUCUCAUGUACGCUUCCUUUAACCUGGCAAUUACUUUGACACUUUUCAGCUUUCUCGUUACUGAUCAAUUAGGUGAAAAACCCAUUCCGGAAUCAGCCAAACGAUCGUUAAGAUUCAUGGUAUUCAUAGAGCCUUCUAUAGUUUUUCACACGUUAUUAAAUCCGUUCCUUCACGCCCUAUUAACUGAAAAUUUCAAAAAUUAUUACGUUCCAUCCUGUUGGAAAACAAAAGAAAGUGUAUCAAUUCCCAAAACAUAGUAAGUUAAAAUAUUCUGUGGAUGAUUUUGUAAUAUUUUAAAAUUAUUUUCCAGCUGAAAGAAGUGCUCUCAUUUCCUUACAUGAACUUUAUCCUAGCCACUUUAACCUGUGUAGGAAGAAGUAAAGAUAAAAAGUGUUUUCAUCUCCGUUUCAUAUCUUUUACUAUAUAUAUAUAUGCCGUAUGAAUAUAUGAGACGGAAUGGUAGACAGUUAACCAUUCGCAUUAAGUUUGUAAUGAGUGGGCUCGGCUAAUGAGAGGAGGAAAAAUGAGAGAAAACAUGCAAAUUAUUUGUAUUGUAAUAAUUGAACGAACUACUGUGAAUAACUCGAUCAUUGGGAUUGUUUGUCAAACUGACAGUUAACAAACUUCAUUUAAAACUCAUUAGUACAGUAACUCGACUUUUCUCGGUGACCAGGCUCCCAAGCAAAACUUGGAAACUUCAUGACCUAAUUUGAUUUAUUAGUUCAGCCUAUCAGGCCAUGGCCCAAAUACCCCAAGUAGUCCAUUUAUAUAUAUAUAUAUCUCAUUUUUAGGUUAUCCUAGUUUCAUCAACAUCAAUCAAAGCUUUUCUAAAUCUACAAAUUAUGGAAAUGUGCAUUUCGAGUAAUGUUUUGAUUUUUUAUCAGAUGGUGAUUUCUAGCUUUCGUGAUAACGGUAAAAAAAAUCUGUCAUUGAAGACCAAUAGUAAUUACAAAAAAAGUUUGAUUAUGCCAUUGGAAACCAACACAUUAUCAGUGGUAAUGGCACCGAUAUUAUUCGUACAUGACCUGUGUAUAGAAUCGAAUUCUCAUAUUUUGUAAAAAAAAAAACGCGUCAGAAGGACCAGUUUAUGACGAAUUUAGGGAGUCAGCGUCAUUAUCGACAUAAAAUUGAUUUUGUCUGCUGGCUAGAUGAAAGGUUUCAUCUCUGCUUCUAAAAGGUCCAGGACAAGCAGAAGCUGGUUUUAUGGAAAAUGGAAAAGGACGAAGCCAUCCGAUUUUGAAAAGAUCAUUGCAAGAUGAUUUUGAGUUAGGGUUAGGCC
This is a messenger RNA of Styela clava, 2952 nucleotides long. Lineage: Eukaryota; Metazoa; Chordata; Ascidiacea; Stolidobranchia; Styelidae. The record is from RefSeq and is a predicted model, not a curated record.